CAAAACAAUUCACAGAUUCAGCUGUCAAAACCAAGAGCCAUGACAGAGGAGCCAGGAACUGAGGCUGCUACAACAACCGACUACAGUGCUUACUAUGACCAAAAUGGCAACGAAUUUAGAUCACCAUGCAACAAUGGCAACACAAAGGCCUUCAGCGAGGUUUUCCUUCCCACCCUGUACAGCAUCGUUUUUAUUCUUGGCUUAAUCGGAAAUGGCCUGGUAGUGUGGGUCCUGAUAAGAUACCGGCAAAAAUCCAACAUGACAGAUGUGUGCCUCCUCAACCUGGCCCUAUCCGACCUGCUCUUUCUUGUGUCACUCCCUUUCUGGGCUCACAGUGCCAUGGACGAGUGGAUUUUUGGCAGUUUCAUGUGUCGUACCAUGACAGGUUUCUUCAUGAUGGGCCUGUACGGUAGCAUCUUCUUCAUGGUCCUUAUGACAGUGGAUCGCUAUGUUGUCAUCGUCCAUGCCCAUAGCAUCUUUUCCAGAAAUCGGUCUAGAAAAAUGGGUUUAAUUCUGGCCUCGCUUGUAUGGAUUCUCAGUCUGUUUGCAUCCCUCCCUAAUAUUAUUUUUACUAGAGAGAAAAAGGAAAAUAAUAACAGCAAGACAUCAUGCGGAUCUGAUUUUCCUGAAGAAUCAGAUUGGAUGUCUUUACGCCUCAAGAUGAAUUUCCUGAGCUUGAUCCUCCCUCUGAUUAUUAUGGGCUUUUGCUAUACCCGGGUCAUCCCUAUUCUGCUCAGCAUAAAAUCGCAAAAAAGGCACAAAGUCAUUAGACUAAUCCUGGCUGUGGUGGCAGUUUAUUUUGUCUUCUGGACUCCAUACAACAUUGUCAUGUUUCUAAUGUUCCUGCAGAGGAAAGGCUUCUUGUUUUCUUGUGAGUGGCAUACUGGUUUAAGCCUUGCCAUGCAAUGGGUGGAAACAAUUGCCUUAAGCCACUGUUGUCUCAACCCUAUAAUCUAUGCCUUUGCCGGACAGAAGUUUAGAAGAGCAGUUCUUAAAGCCCUCAAAGAGCGGUUUCCAUUCUGCUUCAGACAGUGCACCACUUUGUCUCAACAGCUAUCUGAACGCAGAAGUUCAGUCUUCAGCAAAUCCACUGAAUAUUCCUCCACGCAGAUUGCAUAGAGCAAAACUUAUUUCCUCAAAGUUAAUUUAAUUCCGAGUAGCUUACUUUUCAUAAUUAUUGUAAUUUUUUCAACUAUGCCUCAGUUCCCCUUUUUAAUGAAUGUAUAUUGUGUUUUUAAAGGGUUAACUUUGUUCUGUUUUUUUUUUUUUGCUAAAAGAAAUGUUAUAUGUUAAUAGGACGAUGCAGAAGUUGCUGACGUUGUUACAUGUGUGUUGCUCAAAUUUUAGAUAUGUGAAUGAUACAGCAUAAUUUAGAUAAAGUCAUUUUUGGUUUCGCAUCGCAUUUACUCAAAAGUUCGUGCAUCAAGUUUAAAAUGUUUUCUAUAUGUUAAAGAAAUGCAUUUACAGUGGCGGUUUUUGAAUGUUGCUUUAAGUUUUUUAAUGUUAAGGAUCAUUUAAUAAAAUAUAU
Messenger RNA from Puntigrus tetrazona (Sumatra barb), 1528 nucleotides. RefSeq names its product C-C chemokine receptor type 5-like. Gene Ontology annotation, biological process: G protein-coupled receptor signaling pathway; chemotaxis; immune response. NCBI's taxonomy places the organism in Eukaryota, Metazoa, Chordata, Actinopteri, Cypriniformes, Cyprinidae. The transcript is spliced from 2 exons. Gene Ontology annotation, molecular function: chemokine receptor activity. Bases 40 to 1119 code for a protein of 359 amino acids. Gene Ontology annotation, cellular component: membrane. The record is from RefSeq and is a predicted model, not a curated record.